CAAAAAGAAUCUCAUUAAUUAAUCAGUGUUUAUUAGAAAUCCUAUAUUUGUUUUUGGAUAUCUUCAUUUCAACGAUAAGCACCACUAUUUUAGAAACGAUGUUACUGAAUCAAUUUGCUUUUAAAUAUAGAAGUACUAAGCGGCUGAUUAAAAAUGACUUAUUGCCUGCCAAAACCUAUAAAAUUCUUCCUUCUCAAUUUGGCUGCGUGGUUAACCAUAACUCCUACAGUUGUUCUAUUCAAGAUAUAUAAAAAAAUUAUACAUUUGAUUUUGGAAAUAAAACAUGGAAAAUCUUUUGGAGGGAUGAUGGAUUGUUCUGAUGCAUUUUUUUGUUUGCCUGGUCCUUCAAAAUGUUGUAUAACAGUGCUAUUGAUUGUACGAAGUAAGAAAGAAAUCGAUUUGUUAAACAUCCUAAGGGACAUUUUUAAAGAGAAGGUUUUCAAUCACCCAGACAAAUUUCCAAAACUAACAAGCACUCUACAUUUUUGUUCUGGAUAUCCAUAUUGGCAGAAAGAUGACGUAAAACUUGAUGAUGCAGUGAGAUUAUUGAAAUUACCAGAGAAUGAGAUAUUCACUGAGGAAUGUCUCAAAAGAGUUACUGGUGAAAUAACGAAUAGUAAAAAUCCUAAAAAUGAUACUAUCCUUUGGGAUAUUCAUGUAAGCAAACAUCACCUACAAGGCAACUUUAAGGACUCCCAUUAUCGAUAUCCAGUUGUAACGAGAUUCCAUCAUUCUAUUGGAGAUGGCACGGCAUUAAUGGCACUUUUAAUUCAACUUCUAGCAGAAGAAAAUUGUCAAAACUAUAGUGCAGAAUUGCUAAAGAAAUUCACAGAGAAAGUACCCAAUCAGAAGUAUAAAACUGUUUGGACGAUAUUAAAAUUAUAUAUUCAUAAAACCGUGAAAGCAAUUCUUCUCUACUUAGAGGUAAUAUUUAUAUCCUUGGGAAAAAUUGGGUAUUAUACCCGACUGGCUCCAAUAGAUGUUAAUGCUCUCCAUGGUACAAAUUAUUCAGGAGAUAAGAUUGCUGUUUGGGCUGCUGAAGAGAAGCCUGAAUGUAUACCUUUGGUGAAAAAAAUAAAAACCCAUGCUAAUUCCAGAUUCACUCCGGUACUAGCAACAGCGUUAUCGGCUAGCUUAACAAAAUUUUUUCAGAGGAAUUCACUGCCAAUACCAGAUUGUACUUCGGGACUGAUAGCUCAACUGCUAGAUUUCUCGUUUGCUGAAAAUAGCGACACGGUGAAGCUGGACAACAAAUCAGCUGGAGCCAUAUUCACUUUGCAUUCAACUCAUAAAUUUAAAACUUUGAUGGACGCGUUGGACCAAGUAACUAAACAAAUGUCAUCAGAUAUGAAACUCGCAGAUGGAUUGAUCAACUACUUCUUCUUAAGCAAAAUAUUUGGAAAUAUACCUAUGAAGCUGUUAGCACCUCAAAUGGGCUUAAAAGCACAAACCUUUUUGUUGACGAACGUACCUGGAGGUUCACAAAUAAAAAUGCGUAAUGGAUGUGUCAUAGAAAAAGUGAUACCUUUUGCACCCAAUGUGAGCGAUGUUGGUAUUUCCUUCGCCGUUUUAACUUACGAUGAUCGGUUCCACAUUGGAGUUUUGAUAGAUAAAUCUUUGAAAGUACCUCAGUCCGAAGUACAAAAAAUAGCAAAUGAUAUACUUUAUUAUAUUAAAUUAAUGUAUAUUGAAUCAAAGAAAAUGGUGUAAUACAAGUAUUUAUUAUUCUAAAAAAUUUGAAAGAAAUCAAAUUGGAGGUAUAACUUGUUAUAUAGUUACUCCCAGCUCUGCAGCUAAUUGGGUCAGAUUGGUGAAGACGUCAUUUACCAAUUCUUGGGCUACUUUUUGAGAACCUACUAGGCUUUUGUCAAUCACUAAGCCACAGUGAAAUUUAUUGUCAUACGUUAAUGUUACAAAAGUAAUACCUGAAAAUAAAGCUUAAAGGGUUAAAAUCAUGUUUUUAUUUGAAUCUUGUACCUGCCUAUAUUUGUAACAUUUGGUGCCAACGGUACUGCCGAUUCAGCAACCGUACCAUCUGAUAAGUGUGUAAGUGGAUUUCCUGGCAUGCAAGAGAUGAUAAGAGUACGUGUACCAAAGUUAUCCAAAAAUCUUAAAACAGGCAUUGGGAAGAGGGAUAGAAAUUCUUCCACAACUAAUCUGA
Molecule: messenger RNA, 2161 nt
Organism: Ceutorhynchus assimilis (cabbage seed weevil)
Lineage: Eukaryota; Metazoa; Arthropoda; Insecta; Coleoptera; Curculionidae
Source: the annotation of a GenBank genome assembly